Rotaria sp. Silwood2 is the source of this 2058-nucleotide messenger RNA. NCBI's taxonomy places the organism in Eukaryota, Metazoa, Rotifera, Eurotatoria, Philodinida, Philodinidae. The record is from the annotation of a GenBank genome assembly.
AUGGGUUUAUGUCACGGUUCAAACAGUUCAAUAAUUGAAAAAUCCUUAAAUCAUAAUGAAAAUCUUGACAUUUAUACAGUUAUUUGGCUUGAUAAUAGAAUAAAAAAAUCGAAAAAACAAAUUUCUAUUCAACAACAACAACAACUUCGUACAAUAAUAAAUUAUUUAAAAAUAUUUGAAAAUGAAAAUGAUUGUGAAGAAUAUAUUAAACAAAUGUCUCAAGAUGAAUAUAUUAUACUUAUUAUAAAUGAUCAAAUUGAACAAAAAUUUAUUUCACAUGUUAAUAAUUUACAACAAAUAUUUUCUAUAUAUAUUUAUUCUCAAAAUAAUAAUAUAGAUGAACAAUUAAUUAAUCAAUAUGAUAAGAUAAAAUCUAUUUGUUUAAAUUAUGAUGAACUUAUCAAACAAAUUGAAUUUGAUCAAAUCAAAUAUAAAUAUAUAAAAAAUAAAAUUUUAUUUGAUAUUUUUUAUAUUAAUAAUACAAAUAAUUCCAAUGAGAAAUUUAUAUAUUCUCAAAUUUUAAUUGAUAUUUUACUUCAAAUGGAUUCAAUGCCAAAUGAUAUAAUUGAUUUAAUAACAUUAUGUCGAAAUCAAUAUAAAGGAAAUAAAUUUCUAUUAAAUAUUCUACGUGAAUUUCAAAAAACUUAUACAUCUAAUCAUGCUAUAUGGUGGUUUACAAGAGAUACAUUUAUUUCUCAAUUAUUAAAUAAAGCUUUAAGAAUACAAAAUAUUGAUUUAAUUUUUCUUCUUCGAUUUUUUCUUCAUGAUAUUGAACAACAAUUAAAACAAUAUCUUUGUUUAACACCAGUUCAAGUUUAUAGAUAUGAAUUAAUGUCAAAUAAAGAAUUAGAAUUAUUGAAAGAUUCAAUUGGACAAUUUAUAUCAAUAAACAAUUUUCUUUUGACAAAAGUUAAUCGUGAAUCAGCACUUCCCUCUACUAAAAUAUCAUUAAAUAAUAAUGAUUUUCAUUGUGUAUUAUUCAAAAUUACAGCUGAUUGUAAUCUUGAUAAAACAAAACCAUUUGCUUAUAUUACAUCUCAAACUAGUUUUAAUAAUAAUGAAGAUGAAGUAUUAUUCAUGUUGGGAUCUAUAUUUCAACUUAAGAAUAUUUAUCAAGAUGAAAAUAACUUAUGGAUUAUUGAAAUAGUAUUAUCUAAUAGAGAAAAUAAAGAUUUAAAAUCGAUUUUUAAAAAUUAUAAAAACGAUGAUAAUAAUAAUAAUAAUAAUGAUGAUGAUGAAAUAGAUCUUUUAUCAUUUGGUUAUAUAUUACAAAAAAUGAAUAAAUUAGAUGAAGCAGAGAAGUAUUAUUCUCGUUUAUUAAAUGAAUUAUCUGAAGACGAUGAACGUAUUAGCUGUUGUCUUCUUAAUCUUGGUAAUAUAGAAUUUAUUAAAAAUAAUUACGAUUCAAGUCUUGAAUGGUUAUUAAAAUCACUUGAUAUAUCACUAAGAACAUUACAAUCAAAUGAUAUAAUUUUUGCACGUAUUUAUUAUAGUAUGGGUCAUGUAUAUAAUGAAAAAAAUGAUUUCAAAUUAGCACUUGAAUCUUAUGAUAAAGCAAUUAUUAUAUGGAAACAAUCUAUUGAUGAUUAUUAUUUAAAUAUAGCUGAAUGUAUGAAUAAUAUUGGAAUUAUUUAUAAAACAGAAAACAAUUAUUUAUUAGCUUUAGAAUGUUUUAAAAAAACAUUAACUGUUUUGGAAAAAUAUGUUUCAAAUGAUGAUUUUGAUAUAAGUAAAUCACAUUGUAAUAUUGCUAGUACAUAUAGACAACUUGGACAAUAUGAUUUAGCAUUAGAGCAUUAUAAUUUAUCGUUUAAAAUUUUACAAAAAUAUUAUUCAAUGAAUCAUCCAAAUAUUGCUAAAGCAUUGGGAAAUAUUGGUAUUGUUCAUGCUCUAAAAGGUGAGCGUCAAAAAGCAUUAUUAUAUUAUGAAAAAUCAGCCGAAAUUUAUCGACACGCAUUACCUCCAACACAUAUAAAUAAUAUUAAAAUCGAACAACUUAUACGAAAUCUUUCAUUACCACAUCGAAAACUGUCUUUUGGAACAAUUGAAUCAAGAUAA